This is a messenger RNA of Linum trigynum, 6252 nucleotides long. The record is from the annotation of a GenBank genome assembly. Lineage: Eukaryota; Viridiplantae; Streptophyta; Magnoliopsida; Malpighiales; Linaceae.
CCUUAUACCCAUUAAUCCCAGUAGGUAUUCCAAGAAAAACACUACUUAACUCUUGGUGCAAGCUUUGUUCUGCCAUGAACCGAAGUAUUUACAUAACACAUACAGCCAAAGACCUUUAAGUGUCCAGGAAUGGUGUUUGUUUUUGAAAAAACUUCAUAAGGUGUUUUGUUGCUAAGAAGUGGGGUAGGGAUUCUAUUAUUGAGAUAAACUGCAUAAAGGAAAAAGUCACUCUAGGAUUUCAGUGGCAGUUUGACUGAAAUUUCGCCCUUCCAUUAUGUUCUGGAGUCUCUACACAUGAGACUUGGUGUUUUAUGCCUUCUUCUGAAAAUUACUCACACAUUUCAAACUCUGUGUCCUGGUCAGUUCUAAUGAUCUUGACACUGGUAUUAAAUUGAUUCUUCACAAGGUUAUAGAAACCUUGAAUGAGUCCCCUUGCUUCACUUUUGUGUCUCAUUGCAUAGACCCAAACACUUUGAGAAAAAUCAUGCACAAUGGUAUGAAAAUAGUUAUAACCAUCUUAAGAAGUGUGGAAAAGAGUCUCCAAAUAUUCAUAUGCAUUAAGUGAACAAUCUCACGUGCAACACUAGUACUAACAGGAAAGGGUAAUUUUCUUUGUUUAGAGAAAUGGCAAACCUCACAAUGAAUUGUCUUAAAAAUGGUUAGAGCAGGGUUAACAUUUCUAAGCAAUGAAAGUCUAUCAUGACUAGGGUGUCCUAGCCUCCAAUGCCAUAUGUUCAAGUCUUGUGGGUGGAAUUCGAGGAAGUGGUUGUUUUGGUGUUGAUGAGCUAGUUGGGGAGUCUUCUGGUCUUGAGGUUAAAGACAAUUGGUAAAUGCCUUUGGUUGUUUUUUUCUAAACCAAUCAUCUUCCGGAUUAAUAGGUCAUGGGUUUCACAUUGAUAAGAAUGAAAGUGUAAGGAAAAGCACAGUCAUGCAAGCUUGCCAACAGAGAUGAGAUUGAAGGAAAUUUUGGGUACUAAAAAAGCACAUCAUGCAAGGUCAGACCACAUGCCAAUGUAGCAGUCUACAAAUGUAACUAACACUUUGUUGCUAUUUGGAAGGUAAACAAACGUGUUUCAGACUGGCUUAUAACUGUUAAACAGGUUAGGACUACGGGCAAUGUGAUCUGGAGCCCUGUAUCUAGGAUCCACAAACUUAAAUCAUGGGUUAUACUAUUUUGAGAAGAAGACAACACAUGAUUUUGGAAAUUAAGAGGGGAAAUUAAGAAGCUGAGUAUGCCUAAUGAUUGAUGGAUGGUGACUUAGGUGGUGAAGGGCUUGUGCUAACACCAGCUAGCAAAAGAAACCUGAGAUGACUCAUUUCUUCUACAGUAAAUACAAGUGGAACUUGGUUCUUACCUUCAUCAGUCGCACUACCUUCUGAGGGACACUCAUUUCACUUACCGGAGAAAUGGAACCAACAAACUUAGGGGUACUGGAAUUGGAACUUGAAAUAGAGUUGGACCCUCCAUUUGUAUUUUCGUCCUUAUGCUGCUUUUGUUUCCUUUUGAACUUCCAACAUUCAUCAAUGGUGUGAUUAUUCAUCUUACAAAACCUACAAUACUUAUUUCCUCUUUGUUCUAUGGAAUCACUUAGAGUAUUUCCUCUUACUGCUAAAGCUAGUGGUUGCCCUUUCUUUCCCCCUAUUGCUGCAUGAGCCUUGAGUUUUUGUUCAUGUUGUAGUAAGUCAUCCAGAGCUGCAGAUACAGUGGGCAAAGGCUUCUGCAUAAAGAGUUGUGUCUUAAUCACGUCAUAGUCAAGGUUGACACCCCUAAGAAAAUGGAUUAAAUAUUUUGUUUCUUGCUUAUGCACAAAUGCUUCAACUGUUGCACAUGGCAAGUGAUUUCUAGGUGCAUAGGGACAAGGUAUAAUAGGACAAAACUCAACAUAUUCAUCCCAAAGCACCUUAAUUACAAUGUAAUAUUGAUUGAUGGUAUAGGAACCCUGCUUACAAGCAUGGAUUUCAUCUUCUAUUUGCAAUUCUCAUAGCAUUAGGAUGACCAAAAGCUCUUUUAAGCUCAUCCCAUAGUAUGUUUGAGUUGCUACAAUUCAAAACAGAUCUCCUAAGCAUGGAUUUCAUCUUCUGUUUGCAAUUUUCAUAGCAUUAGGAUGACCAAAAGCUCAUUUAAGCUCAUCCCAUAGUGUCUUUGAGUUGCUACAAUUCAAAACAGAUCUCCUAAGUUCCUUGGCCAUGGAGUUUUAAAUCCAACAUAGAACAACUGUGUUACAUGCAUCCUAUACCCCAAACAAAUUUGCAACUCUAGCUAUAACAAGAGUCGACCCAUAUAUGAAACCAACUUUAUUCUUGAUUUUAGAACUACUUGCAUAGAUCUACUCCACAUGGUGUAGUUUGUUCCAUCAAAUUGCUAUGCUAUGAGUGAUUGAGACAUGUUUUCAUUUGGGUUAAGAUAGUAAGGGUUACCAAAGGUUAUGGUCUCUGUUUGUGGUUGUGGUUUCUCAAAUGAACCAAAUAUGAAGGUUGUCGUUGCUCCACUGCCACUACUACCAUUGUUUGGUGAUGUUUGAUUAGGUGGAGUCUAUCCUCCUGAAAUUAUGUCAUUUGCAUCUGAUGAACCCUAGAGCUCGAGCUGCUAUGAUACCAUGAAAAUUAUAGGAGAAUUUGGGAAGAGGAAGCUUUGUUGAGAUCUGAGUCCUCAUUCAGCUUUUAUAGUUUUGUACUUGUACUUAAGCAAAACGAGGCAGAUGUCCUUGAAUGUUUGGUUCAAUAAUCAAAUAAAUAGUAAACAUUAACGGCUAAUAAAACUAACUGAUACAUUGUCGUUAUGGUAAAACAUUGUCGUUCCCUUUCUUAUUCUUUUUUCUUUGAAUCCUUCUCCAACUGGGAUUGCAGCUUCUUCACUUACAUUAUGCAACUAGGAUGGCAGAUUCUUCUUCACUUCCAUUAUGUCCCCUUCAAUGACAUAAGGAAUGCAUAAAUCUUAGAUUCCUUGAUUCUUUUUAGUGUAGCUCGAGCCUCAGCUUCCUCUAAACUAGAUGGAAGAUUCCUAAUUUUCUUCUAAAAAAAUCCAAUCUCUAAUAAACCCACCAACCCUGAUGAUGAAACCGUAUUUACACAUGUUUUUCCCGACAUUUCUUGAUUGUUUAAGCUUGCAUUAUCACUCCCCUAGCCUAUUUUACGAUAGGUUGUGCUAGUUUGUGAUGUUACUUGUCCUGGUACGUCAAUGGGCGCGUGGGAGCAAGGCUUGGGACGAUUUGGAGCGAUCCGGCAGAGGGGCAAUAAAGAGUUACGGUCUGGACCGUAACUUCCCUUGUAAGCCCGUAACAUGAGGGCUCAGAGCCAAGGAGUCCAUGAGACUAUCCCAAAGUUAGGACCAGGCUUCCAAAGUUACGGCCAGGAUCAUAACUCUCCAGAUUGGGCCGUAACUUCAAGGUAAAGAAGCAUAUGUCUACUUUAAAGUUCAGGCCGAGAGUCCAGGUUACAGCCUUGACCAUAAAUUCCCGUAGAGUACCGUAACUCUUGGUUUACGAUGUGCAGAAACGUUGCCAUUUUUGUGGAAGUUACGGGAUGGGAAAGCAAGUUACGGCCGUAAUUUUGGCCAUAACUCAAGCAUCUCCCACAUAUAAAAGGCUGACUCAGGCAGAUUUGAAGGGAUCUAAUUUUUCAAGGUCUAAAACAACAAGAGAGAAAGUGACAAAGAACAACUUUGGGAAAGGAUUGGAGGGAUCUAAGGACAUUGGAGCUCGAUUUUUCACCCUCGGAGUGUUGAUUUCCAGCCGAGAGCAGAUUCUCAUCCCUCACAUGAUGAUUUCUCUUCCAAGCUUUGCAAUUUCUCUUCUCUUUUCGUAAACUCUCUUUUCAUCCGGAUAUGAAGAACCCUAGUCGUGUAUGUUAGGUUGUAUCAACCCAGUUGAUGAAUAAUUGACUUGAUAUAUUCAAUUGAGGCAUUAUGCAGAAUUCUAUGAGUCCUAAUCAAACUUUUGUGAUUCCUGCUUUAACUUAGAAAGAUAGUCUCUGCACAAGUUAAUAGAGCAACCUUAGUUGGAAGUAGUGGAUCGAUUACUUUACUCUAGGAAUCGAUUUUGUGCUCUAUACUGGAAUUGAAACCAGUAGUGAAAGUUUGUUGUCCUAUUGCCUCUCUUAGCUUACGUGGUGGAGGUUAGGCACCCGCUGGUUAUUCGAACUGAGAGGGUCUAGAAUUCUUUAGUCGAUAUUCCAGAUUUGUCAAGAACUUUCCAUAGUAUAUCUGUCGUUUGAAACAAAUUGGGUAAUUAUAAUCUGAAUUAACUGUAGACUAGGAGGACUUAUAUCUGGAUGACCUUUUGCAUACUUGAAACCAGAACAUUUCAUGUUUCCAUUUAAUUUACUUUUGAACACUUCACUCGAACUAAACCACUAAAUAAUAGAUACGCACGAGUUAGAAAUUAAAUCUAGGACCUGGGUUGACAAUUAAAACUGACCCACUAUACUGCAUUUCUAUACUACGAUUACACUUGGUCGUAGUUUGGUGUUGUGUUUUAGCGAGUCAAGUUUUUGGCGCCAUUGCCAGAGCGACUAGGUUAUUGCAAAAACGUGAAAAUAUGUUACUUUAGCAUUUACUUUUCUGCAUUUUCUCUUCUCCACCUGCUUGCCUUCAUGGGUUGUGCUUGCAGUUUGUAUACAGGCAAUGCAUGACCCGUAGCCAUUCGAUAAAUCUAUAGCCUUUGGAUCACGAACUUGAACGGACUUGUUGCUAGCUCAAGAAAGCACUUAAGGCGAGACUAGCUGCGGAGAAGGACUUGGACAAGGUCUUUGUUGCUGACAGAUCGGACAACAGAUCUGCAGAAGGAGAUCACCCACUUCACGCAGGAGGAUGAUGAGACUCUCCGAGAUACCUGGGAGAGAUACUCAGGUAUCUUCUUGAAGAGCCCCAACCACAUGUUCACUGAUGCCUUCAAGGUGCUCACCUUCUACCGGGCUCUCUUUUCUGAAGACAAGCAGCUGAUUGACUCGAUCUUUGGCGGGAACAUGCUAACCAAGACGCCCCCGUAGUUGAACCAGCUCUUUGAAGAUAUGGAAGAAUAGGGUAAUGAUUGGUGGUCUACAAAGAGAUCUCGGCAAGCUCCGGGCCAAGGUGUGUAUGUUGUGGAUACCUAGUCAUCUUCUCUGGUGGAUGUGGUCUCUAAGCUGGUUACAACUAUCGACCAUAAUGGGAUGUUUACAAGCGCAGUCCAGCCUCACCCGAUGUAUUUCUAGUGGUGCGAGAGCAUUAACCACAUGGUUGAAGAGUCUUAGGCGAUGAGGGAAUCUACCACACCUCAGGAGCAGUUGGACUUCAUCGGCAAUGUCAGGCACAUCUACCCCUACAACAACACUUACAACGAAGGGUGGUGCCAGCAUCCUAAUUUCUCCUUGGUGGCAACACCAAUCCUAAUUCUCUCCAGGCACCACCAGGCUUUUAGAGACAACCAUUACAGGCCCGCCAGGGCCAAUUACAACAAAAGCAUCCUCUUUAAGGGCAAGCUCUUCCUCACCAACAACAGCGACAAUUUCAGAAGCCGGACACAGCCCCAGUAAACGUGAUUCGAUGGGUGAGAUGCAAGACUUAGUGGGUUCUCUUGCUAGUUCUAGCUCACAAAAAUUCAAAAAUAUUGAGCAGUUCAUGGAACCGGCCUUAGGAAAGUUCCUGAAGCUUGAAGCUGGUUAGAGGAACACACAGGCUAUUUUGCGAGUUAUACAAACCCAACUUGAGAGUGUGGCUAAAGCUGUGGCAUAGAGGGCCCCGGAUACCUUACCUAGUCAUACCAUAAAUAAUCCGAGAGACCCGGAUGCACACUACAAUGCUGUUACACUAGGAGCGGGAAGGUGACUGCGGAGAUCCCCGUCUAGGAAAAACAUGGGGAAGAGAGACUUGCUUCAACCCUUCCAGUUGAUGAGGAAGAAAUGGAGAAGGAGAGAGAGGUGUCUACUCCUAAGCCCCAACUAGUGGUGAAGUAUUAAGUCCCUCAACUCCCUUUCCCUACUCGGUUGCACAAAGACCGAUUGUAAACUAAGUUUGCCAAAUUCGUGGCAAUGCUGAAGCAGGUAGACAUCAACAUGCCUUUCAUAGAGGCAUUGCCGAAAAUGCCCAAGUACGCCAAGUUUGUGAAAGACCUCCUCACUAACAAGAGGAAGCUAGGGGAGCUAUCAAUGGUGAUGUUACCGAGGAAUGUUCUACCAUCCUGCAAAACAAGCUACCGAAGAAGCACAAAGACCAAGGGAGUUUUACUAUCCCUUUCAUUAUAGGUAGCUUGCAUGUAAGAAAGUCAUUGGCUGAUU